Molecule: messenger RNA, 2372 nt
Organism: Centruroides sculpturatus (bark scorpion)
Lineage: Eukaryota; Metazoa; Arthropoda; Arachnida; Scorpiones; Buthidae
Product: soluble guanylate cyclase 88E-like
Exons: 10
Coding region: 133-2049 (638 amino acids)
Biological process (GO): cGMP biosynthetic process; nitric oxide-cGMP-mediated signaling; response to oxygen levels
Cellular component (GO): guanylate cyclase complex, soluble
Molecular function (GO): guanylate cyclase activity; oxygen sensor activity
Source: RefSeq, a predicted model, not a curated record
UAUCGAAGCACCAGGAAGGGUUUCCUUUGGUACACCAUUGGACAGAUUAAAGAAGUGGGUAGACAUUUCUAUAAUACGAAAGUUGAAGUGGAAGUAUUGAGAAUAACCACGAGUUUAGACAAUUUACACGUUAUGAUGCAGUUGACCUUUGAUAACAGAGCAUUCCAAGCGGAGCAAAAGCAUCAAGUGCACAGUGUGGACAGUUUCAUGUUACCGGUCAAGGCCUAUCUCUUUCUACAGAUCUUCCCUUUUUGUAUUGUAUUCGAUCAACAUCUGGUCAUCAGGACAAUCGGUAACAGUCUUCAAGCUGUGAUGCCCAAUAUUAUUGGAAGAAAGAUCCCUCAAGUGUUCGAUUUGACCAGACCUUUAAUCGAUUAUACUUGGAAGGCGAUUUUGGGCCACACAAACAAUAUAUUCGAGCUAACGUCAAUUGAACCAAUCAGAAAGAAAGAUAACAACGAAAAUCACGUAACACACGUGAGAACUAAAUCCGAAAUGGAAUCAUCCGAAGACGAAGAAUACGAUGAUUCGAAAAACGAAGAUAAACUUCUACUCUUAAAAGGGCAGAUGAUGUAUAUGGAAGAAUGGAAGAGUAUAGUUUAUCUCGGGACACCAGUUAUGAGAGAUUUGGAUGCCAUGCUUCAUACAGGUCUUUACAUUAAUGACCUCAGUAUGCAUGAUUUUAGUAGAGAUAUGGUUUUGGCAGGCCAACAACAAUCUGCUGAACUUAAAUUAGCAUUAGAUCAGGAAUUACAAAAGAGUAGGCAACUAGAAGAAUCGAUGAGGAAGUUAGACAUUGAGAUGAAACGAACUGAUGAACUCCUCUAUCAGAUGAUACCCAAACAAGUUGCAGAUAGAUUAAGAAGAGGAGAAGCUGCUGUAGAUACUUGUCAAUACUUUGAUUGUGUUACCAUUUUAUUCAGUGAUGUAGUGACAUUUACUGAAAUUUGUAGUCGUAUAUCUCCUAUGGAAGUUGUAUCCAUGUUAAAUGCUAUGUACAGUUUAUUUGAUCAACUUACUGAAAAACACGGUGUAUAUAAGGUAGAAACAAUAGGAGAUGCUUACAUGGUGGUGUCAGGUGCACCCGAACACGAUCCUAAACACGCUGAGAAGGUGUGUGACAUGGCUUUAGACAUGGUCGUCGUUAUUGGUGGACUUAAAGACCCUUCUACAGGAAGAAGUUUAAGGAUACGUGUUGGUGUACACUCUGGUGCAGUAGUUGCUGGAGUUGUGGGACUUAAAAUGCCAAGGUAUUGCUUGUUUGGUGACACAGUUAAUACCGCAUCCAGAAUGGAAAGCACUAGUGAUGCGCUGAAAAUUCAUAUAAGCGAACGAACCAAAGAGCUCUUGAAUUCGGAAGAAUGGGAUAUUUCAGAUAGAGGAACAAUCCCCGUAAAGGGGAAAGGUCAAAUGAAGACUUACUGGUUGCAUUCACGUAGAGGGAAGUCUAGAGAUGUAGACAAUCGUCCAAAACCGAGCGAUCCCGAAUUGAAAAUAAUCAAUUCAGACGACAGCAAAGACUGCAGACCAUGGUAUUCUCCAGUAACUUUCGAAGAAGUUGCAAAACAUUCUCCAGUUAGUUCACCACCGAAUUCUCCAACGAAUGUCUCGAGUGAUCCACCGGAAGUACCAUACGUAAGUAGAAGAGGGAGCUCAUCAAAAACAGCACAAUUAAAUCAAAUGCCACCGUCGCCAUUUUAUCAGACUAACCAAUCGAGUGGGAUUUUACAGAAACUAGGAAAGUUUAAAUUCACCGGCAAAUCGUACGAUACGAAACAGGCGUGGAAUUCGGGACCUCUAUUGAUAAAUGGCAACUUACAGAAUAAAAAUACGAGUAAAUAUCCUUGUUGCCAUCAUUGCCCCGUAGCAUCGAAUGGAGAAAGAAAUCAGCAAUCUUUUAAUUAUCUAGCGGAGCCUCACGUGAAAAGUAAAUCAUCGAAGAAGACACUCAACGGUGUUAGUUUCUGCCCUAAGAUAAGAGAGACUAAUUGUUGCAGCAGUUCAAAUUCCAGAGGACACGUUAAAAGUCAUACUUGCAGCAUUCUUUGAGCGUCAUCUGCUGAUUAUUUUCCAUGAAAAAAAUUUACAUUAUCUUCAGUAUUUACAGACGAGUGAUACAAGAUACAAAUUCUUAAUGAUUUCAUUUAAUUAUUAUUUUUUUUUUUCCAUAAAGAAAAUGAACGUGUUGUGUGCAAUAACUGAGAAAAUGGAUAUAUUGAAACUGAAACUCUUCGAAUGUUCCAGUUAUUUUGAUAUAUUUUAUAUUCAAUUUCUGAUAAUUUUCCCUCGAAAAUGGAAGUUUCUUUAAGAAUUAUCAAUAAUAUAAAUCAAGAAAAUAAGUUGGUGCCAAAGAAUAAUGAAAGAACAANAAA